This is a messenger RNA of Osmerus eperlanus (European smelt), 3898 nucleotides long. RefSeq names its product teashirt homolog 2. Bases 130 to 3210 code for a protein of 1026 amino acids. Gene Ontology annotation, molecular function: DNA binding; DNA-binding transcription factor activity, RNA polymerase II-specific. The record is from RefSeq and is a predicted model, not a curated record. The transcript has 2 exons. Gene Ontology annotation, biological process: regulation of transcription by RNA polymerase II. Lineage: Eukaryota; Metazoa; Chordata; Actinopteri; Osmeriformes; Osmeridae. Gene Ontology annotation, cellular component: nucleus.
GUAGCCGACUCAGACAGCAAAAUAAAGACUUGCUGUUUCGCUUUCUCUCUCUCUCUCUGCAUGGACUAUCUUAGCCCGCAAUAGACCAAUUUCACCUGGGCAGAGUGAACGUGAACCACGAGUUCAAAAAUGCCACGGAGGAAACAGCAAGCGCCGAAACGGGCUGCGGUAUACGAGCCUGAUGACAUUAACCUUCGAGAGUCCCCUGGAGAUGAGGAAGCGGAGAAUGACACUCAAACUGAAGACGAGUGUUCAGAAAAGACAAGUCCCAAGACCUCAGAGGACAAAGACGUAGACAACAAAAGCGCUAACAGCUACAGCUACCAGAACUCCCCCAUUAGUGUCCUUUCCAAUCAAGAGGUUGAGGUGGAGUCACGCCUUAGUGACACCAGCGAUAGACUCUCAGACUUCAAGAACACCUCACCACACGAAAGUCAGAAAGAUGAAGAGAGCAGUAGCUCUAAACAAAAAAAUGAGAUGAACAGCAGCCUGGAGAAAAUGAGGGCUGCCUAUGCAAACUUUCUUUCCGAUUCCUAUUGGACAGGGAUUGGAAUGAACUUGAAAUAUGGUAAAAGCCCCAGUAAAGCCAACUGUGACAGCACCAAUGGAAGCACCAAGAAUGAAUUUGACUGGCAUCAGGAUGCACUAUCAAAAACCCUUCAGCAAACCCUCUCCCCGAAGCCUAUGUCCAAACCCAACCUCUUCAGCUCUGUCCAUCUCUACAGGCAAAGCAGCAAAACCUGUGGGACAGUGUUCACAGGAGCAAGCCGAUUCCGCUGUAAGGACUGCAGUGCCGCCUACGAUACUCUGGUGGAGCUCACAGUACACAUGAACAAGAGUGGACAUUAUCAGGACAACAACCACGGCAAACAAAGUAAUUCCUCUGCCUCCUCCUCCAAGUCAAGAAAGCGGAAUUUGCAAGACAUGGAAGGGAAAGAGGAUGCACAGAAAGUUCUUAAGUGCAUGUUUUGUGGCCAUUCUUUCGACUCACUUCAGGACUUGAGUGUACACAUGAUCAAAACUAAACAUUACCAAAAAGUGCCUUUGAAAGAGCCUAUACCAGUCAUCACACCCAAAUUAUUACCACCAUCAAAGAAACGGGCCUAUGAAGUCACUAGGCCUUGCUCUCCUGAUUCCACCACAGGCAUCGCUGGUUACAGCGAGGCACAAAGGGCCGCAGCCAUUUCGAAUGCAAACAAUAACCGCUAUGGUUAUCAGAACGGGGCUAGCUACACUUGGCAGUUUGAGACAUGCAAGUCGCAAAUUUUAAAAUGCAUGGAAUGUGGAAGUUCACAUGACACCCUUCAACAGCUCACAACUCACAUGAUGGUGACUGGACAUUUCAUCAAAGUUACGAAUUCAGCAUCUAAGAAGGGGAAACAGUUAGCUCUUGAUCCUUUAGCUAUAGAGAAGAUGCAAGUUUUAGCUGAGCCUACUCCUAAUGAGCCAGGAAGUGAUAAAGUGUCCCCAAAAAACAACUCCUCUGGGAAUAGCGAUAAAAAUAGACAAGAGGAAGGCACAUCAGACAAAAUGGAAGAAACAGACAUUAAAGUAGAAAAGAUAACGAAUGAAGAUCAAAAAGAAGGCAACGGAGACUUUAAAUAUCCCUACCUCCGAGAGGAGGAUCUUGAGCAGGGUUCAGGUGGAGGAGGGGACAUACUCAAGUCUUUAGCCAACACAGUGGCAUCUGCAAUCAACAAGGCCCAAACAGGGACACCAAGCUGGAGUGCCUACCCCAGUAUCCACGCUGCCUACCAACUCUCUGGGAUCAUGAAGAACACUCCCAUUUCAGUGUCUCCCCCUAUUCAGCUAAAACAGACCCUGAACCCCAAGCUGAGGCAGAUUGCCCCGAAAGGGAAGUUGUAUCAAAGUGCUUCAGGAGUUGAGACUCCUCAGGGACAGCAUCAAAAUGCGGACAUCAAAAAAGAAAAGGUUGGCAUUAGUGAUGGUAAAGAAAGUCAGAAUAUUAAGUUUGAUCUGUUGGAGAAUGAUGACAGCGAUUGUCAGGAUGAUUCCUCUUCCUCUUCAAAGCUUGAGGCAGACGGUGUGAAUGAAGGGAGUGAUGAGAUCAAAGGAAAGUUGAGCCCAGACUUCUCAGACAGAAGCAAGACACCAAGCCCUCCUGCCAGCCAUGGACGCAGCUCUACUUCAGAGGUUCUCAAUGACACUCCUGAAAUACUUGGCAUAAACCCUCUAAGUGCUCUGCAGUCAGUUCUUAACAAUCACUUGGGUAAAGCAAAUAAGCCCACCAAUUCAAGAUCAGAUAACAAGUUAGCAGCUCGCACCCAGUCUAUAUUCUCUGAACUCAACAGGAGCAUUGAGAAACCAGCAUUAAUGCUCGGCAGCCCUAUCAGAAACAGGGCCAACAAUGCCUUCCUUUUUGCCAGCGAUGACCAGCCAAUAGAUUUGACUAAAUCUAAACACAACAAACCAAGUCCCUCUAUCCUUCAACCAACCACCCCAAUCCCACAAAAAUAUGCUCUCUCUGACAUUGCUGACAUGGUCAAAGUUCUUCCCAAAGCCACAACACCAAAACCCUCAAUGCCAUCAAGAAUACCCUCCAUGAAACUGGAAUCAGACGUCAGGCGCUUUGAGGACGUGUCAGCGGAGGUGUACUCUGUUCACAAGCGCAAGGGGAGACAAUCCAACUGGAACCCCCGUCACCUCCUCAUUUUGCAGGCCCAGUUUGCCUCCAGCCUCUUUAUGACUUCUGAGGGCAAAUAUCUACUCUCAGACCUUGGCCCUCAGGAACGCAUGCACAUCUCUAAAUUCACUGGACUUUCCAUGACCACCAUAAGCCAUUGGUUGGCAAAUGUGAAAUACCAACUAAGGAAAACAGGGGGAACCAAAUUCCUGAAGAAUAUGGACACUGGCCAUCCAGUGUUCUACUGCAAUGACUGUGCCUCCCAGUUUAGGACACCACCGGCAUUUAUUGCCCACCUGGAAUCCCACUUAGGGUUCCAAAUCAAAGACAUGUGCAAACUUCCUAUAGACCGUCAGACCAAGAUAGAAGAGCCAGAACUGUCAAAGGCUCUGAGUGUCAGGGCCACAGAGCCACUUGUCACUGAGGAGGACAUUGACUCCAAGUUCAAAUGUAAGCUAUGUUGUAGGACAUUUGCCAGUAACCAUGCAGUCAAACUACACUUAAGUAAAACUCACAGCAAGUCACCUGAGAACCACUCACAAUAUGUGGAAAUGGACAAAGAGUAAACAUCAUACAUUUUUCCUAAUAAUUUGUUGUUCUUUUUAUUUUAAAACACGGGUCAGAUAUUUCAUUUUGUUUUUUUAGUAAGGUUGUGUAGUGUUCAUACAGACACUGAAAACAUUUCAUUGAAAACAAAACACUGGUUGGACUAAACCCUAAGUUUUAAGAUACACUAAAUGAUGACCUUUGCACCCUACUCAAAUGCAUCACCAGUAAUUAAAUGUAUUACUGCUUGAAACAUAAUUGCUGAUGUUUGCAUGCAAUAGCUAUGGCUAUGACUACUAUUUAUUUGUAUGAUAUGUCGAGUUUCAAUUGUAUUUCAAAGACAAGUAAUGGAUUAAUUGUAAUUUACAACUUCAGUAAGACACCUACAGUACAUACAUUUGCAGCUGUGAAAAAAAGGUAGCUGGACACACAUUAACACAUUUAUCAAACUGUACAGUGUAUUGCUAUGUAAAAAUGUUUUGUGUUGCAAUGAUAGAACAGAAAGGCACUUUAAUAAAUGUUUAAUCACAUGUUUAGACUCAGAUUCUGUACAUGACUCAACAAAUUUAGACCAUUUGGAAACAAGUAUGUCUCACCUGUAAAUAUAUUUUAGGGAAAACAAAAUAAGUGUUUCAUGCUUAAAAGAUAACAGUGAGACAAAUUAUACCUGCACCUUUUUCUACCAAUUCAAAUAAAGAGUUAACAUUU